GUGGGCGUGGGCGUGGGGCGGGUUGGAGCCCGUGGCGGCUGAGGGCCCUGCGCGGGGCGGGCGCGGGAGCGGCUGGGGCGGCGCGGCCCGCGUGACCCUCCGCUGCUCCCCGUGCGCUCGCGAGCCCGCGCCCCGCAGCGCCGGCCCAGCCGCAGGAUGCGCGCUCCGCCGCUGCUGUUGCUGCUGGCCACCUGCGCGCCGCCCUCCGGCGCCGCUGUGGUCCCGACGCCGCCGGGCUGGGAGCCGGCUUCCGACGCGCCCUGGUGCCCCUACAAGGUGCUGUCCGAGGGCCCCGAGGCGGGCGGUGGGCGCCUAUGCUUUCGCAGCCCCGCUCGGGGCUUCCGCUGCCAGGCGCCGGGCUGCGUGACGCUGGUCUCGGCGGGUGGUUCUCUGCGCGCCCACGUCCUGCGCAACCGCAGCGUGUUGCUGCAGUGGCGACUGGCUCCGGCCGAGGCGCGCCGCGUGCGAGUCUUCGCGCUGAACUGCUCGUGGCGUGGCACCUACACACGCUUCCCGUGCGAUCGCGUGCUGUUGGGCGCCUCCUGCCGCGACUACCUGCUGCCCGACGUGCACGACAGCGUGCGCUAUCGCUUGUGCCUGCAGCCGCUGCCGCUGCGCGCCGAGCUCGCCGCCACCCAGCCAGAGUUCGCCGAGUGCGUGGAGUUCACCGCCGAACCGGCAGCUAUGCAGGAGAUCGUGGUGGCCAUGACGGCGGUGGGCGGCUCCAUCUGUGUCAUGCUGGUGGUCAUCUGCUUGCUGGUGGCCUACAUCACCGAGAACCUCAUGCACCCGACCUUCCGGCGACCCAGUCUGCGCAGGCAGUCCUGAAGCGCAAGGCGACCCGCCCAUCUGGGUUCCACCUGCCUAAAUGUGCUGAGACCCUAGGCCCUUUCCCUGCUUCCCUCUCAUUCUCUCUCCCUCUUUACGAUGCCCAUGGAGGGCCUAAUGGAGACUAGCCCAUGCAGGGACCUUGUCAUCAUCCACGACCUUGCCAGCCCCAGCUGGAUGUCCGCUUUCCAGACUCAGGCCUCAGACUGGCCAUGGGGCCCAGACUAGAGUGUCAGCCGCGUCCAGGGAUCUUCCCCAUCUCUAGAGUCCUUUUCGGGCCAGCCAGAAUAUACAGCCCCUCUGUCAAGAGCCACUCACUGGCACCCAGGAUCAUCAACCUGAACUUUCUUCCCGUGCCAGGUUGUCAGAGCUUGGUCGUGAUCGUUGCCUGGUCCCUUUGUGCUUCGCAGAGGGGGAGGAGUGACCUCUGGAUCCUGUACCCACCCCACCUUACCCAGUGGGCUUAGGUUAGCUUUGUGCCUUAGUUUCUCUGCCCCACUGCAGGAGCCACCCAUCAUCCCUCAGCUGUCCAUAGGGAAUUGUGGCUCUGAGACUGGCUGGCUUAUGCAUGCUUCUGGCCAGAGGCCCACUGAGGACACACCAGCUUCGAGAUUUUCAGGAGUCUGGGGCAGGGGUUCACAGGUCCUGUUUUGUCUUCCUAUGUGGGUGUCCGAGAAGCCAAGAGCCAUGAUGUAGCUCAGCAGACUGGGCCCAACGUCCAGCUGCUGCAUCCAGGGAGUGGAGAGCCUGAGAUCUGACCCCAGUGACGUUGCCCCUCCAUCUGAAUGGGCAGAGGUUGGCCGUGCCUACCUCCUGGCACACAAAGGCACCUGGCUGAGGUCACCCAGCCAUCUGAUGAUACUGGGCACUGGAAAGGGUAAGGCUCUGAGCACUGGACUUGACCCUGGCUAUUUUCCCUCCACUCGCACCCCAGCGACCACGAUGACCUGAGCCCUGGCUGGCAGCACUGUACCCUACCUCUCUGUCUUUGCUCUGCCUGCUCCCCAAGAGGCACUGGUCAGUUGCCAACAUCUAAAUGUCCAUCACUCUCAGACCAAAAACACUGUCUUGUGUGUUUAUUUGGGAUGUUGGAGGGAAGGUGAUGCGGGUAAGGGAAGGGCCUCUCGAGCAUCAGUCCAGUGGCUGGCCCUGAACCUUUCCCGGUGGGGAUGGGAUGGGGGUCAGCCCCAGGCAGUGUUCACUGAAAUGAUGACUUGACAGUUCUGGCAAAAGGACAGGUAGGGUGUCCAUAGCUUGUUUGUCCACCCCCAGACCUUGGGAAAGCAUCUCUUCCUAGGCCAGCCGUACUGGGCAUGGGGGUGGGGGAUGGGACUGGCAGUGGUUCGAAACAGCCUCAACAUACAGUGAUGAGCCAUUUGAACUGUGAGAAGCAGCAGGCAGGCAGCACUAGAAAGGGGUACCCUCUCCAGCAUGGGGCUACUGCGUGAGCCACUCACUCUUCACCUGGAAUGUCCUUGGGACUCUUGAGCUCCUGUGACCCCGAAGAAAGCAAAAGCACAGGCAGGAAUGAGCCAGCUCGGAUGAGUGACUCAUCUCGAGGGGGUGGGAGAAGGGUUGUGGGUGUACGGAUGUGCCUGCACUCAUCUGAGGGGUGGAGGACAUAGCAGGCUGUCUAGACAGCCAGGACAGAAAUGGGAGGAGUUUGCAGUACAGCUGCUGUUCUUUGGGGGACCUAGGCUGUUUUUAUGAGGUGUAUUCUGGUGUCUUCAGCCAGCAUGGACAGAAGUUGGUGUUCUGGAAGUGCCGUAUCUGAAGUACCGUAGUGUCCAGCUUCUAGCUCCCUGGGCACAGUCUGGUGCUAACAUUCUAUGUGCCCUCCUUUGGCCCUCAACAGGAUUCAACUGUAGCUCAGUGUUUAGAAUGCUUUCCUAACACUGAAAAGGUUCUGGGUUCAAUCUCCAGCACCGUAUAAAUUGGGAACCAUGGCAGACAUCUGUAACCCCAACACUCAGGACGUGGCGAGUGGAGGAUAAGCAGCUCAAAGUCAGAUGAACGUGAUGGUGCAUGUCCUUGAUUCCAGAAAUUGGCCAGAGGCGUGCAGAUCUCUGCAUUCCUGACCAAUCUGGUCUACAAAGUGAGUUCCAGGACAACCAGGAAUGUCACACAGAGAAACCCAGCCUCGAAGAACCAGAAAAAAAGUUAAAGGCCAGGGAGAAAGAAAAACAACACUGUAGAUCUUAGUGCGUAAAUGUGGCUAGUGUGACUGAGGAAAAUUUUGCUUUUCAGAUAGGGUUUCUUUAUGUAGUCCUGACUGCCACGAAGCUUGCUCUGUAGACCAGGCUGGCCUUGAACUCCCAGAGAUCUGCAGCUGGUUCCCCUGGCUGCUGAGAUUAAAGUGUGAGACUCCACCUCCUGAGUAUUGCAGAUGUGUACCACCGCUCCUGCCUGCCUUGACAGUCCUCUUCCUCUUCCCUCUUUCUCUCCCUCCCUGCCCCUCCUGUUUUAUUUUUUGAGACAGUCUCUUGUAGCCCCAGAUAGUUUCCAACUCAUUAAUCAAGAAUGAGCUUGAGGGGGCUGGAGAGAUGGCUCAGAGGUUGAAAGCAUUGACGGCUCUUCCAGAGGUCCUGAGUUAAAUUCCCAGCAACCAUAUGGUGGCUCACAACCAUCUGUAAUUCGAUCGGGUUUCCUCUUCUGGCAUGCAAACAGAACACUGUAUAAAUAAUAAAAGAAAAAAGAAACUAUUUAUUAAAAAAUGAGCUUGAACUUUGACCCUCCUUCCUUGGCCUCUCAGGUGCUGAAGUAAUUGAUGUCCCACCGGACAUGACCUUAUAUAGUGCUGGGUAUCAGAUCUAACGUUUUGUAUCUAGGUAAGCAUUCUACCAACUGAGUUUCAUCCCCCAUCCCAGUUUUGAAGUUUCUAGUUAUACCUUCAGCUUCUCUGAUCUUCUAUUCUACAGGGAAUAAUUUACCAUUAAUCCUAUCCAGUGCCAGGUGGUGGUGGCACACGCUUUUAAUCCCAGCACUUGAGAGGAAGAGGCAAGGAAUCUCUGUGAGCUCGAGGCCAGCCUGGUCUACAAAGCAAGUUCCAGGACAGUCAAUGCUGUUGUGCAAAGAGACCGUCUCAAAACAACAACAAAAUCAUGCCCAGGACCUUUUUUUCUAUUUGAUACACAAUAUGUAUCAUAAAAGAACAAAUUAAUUUAAAAACUACAAAAUUUAAGAUAGGUGUGGUGGUUCAAACAUAUAGUCCCAGAAGAUGGAAAUGUGGAGUCAGGAAAAUUAGAAGUUCCAGGGCAGUCUUGGCAAUUUGAGACUAUCUCAAAAAACAAAACACAGGUUGGUGAGAAAGGCACACUAGGCAAAGGACCUGUCAAGCCCGAGGAUCUGAUUUGAUUCUGAGGAUUCACACAGUGAAGGAAGUGCAGUAGUUUCUAAGAUUGUUGUCAGCCCCUGCAUGUGCAUGGUCCAUGUGCACACACACAAAAUAAAGGAAUGUAAAAAAAAUUUAAAUCUCUGCCUAUGAGCCGGGAAGUGGUACCACACACCUUUAAUCCCAGCACUCGGGAGCAAAGGCAGGCGGAUCUCUGCGAAUUUGAGGCUAGCCUGGUCUUCAAGAGCUAGUUCCAGGACAGACUCCAAAGCUACAGAGAAACCCUGUUUCAAAAAACAAAACAAACCACAAAACAAAAAACAAACAAAGUCUCUGCCUAUUGCCAAACAUGGUGGAAUAGUCACAUGACUUCAUUACUUUGUAGGCUGAGGCAAGAGGAUUGCUUUAACCAGCCUGGUUACAGAGUAAGCUCCUGUCUAUGCUAGGGAUUAAAUUUAGGUCCUACAUGUUGGUCAAGUGCUCCUUCCACUGAAGCUGCGCCCUCAUCCCCUCAACAGUUUUCCUUCCUAUGUUUCUUCUUCCCUUCCUUUCUUCUUUUAUUUAUUGUUGAGACAAACUCUCACUGUGAAGUCAUGGCUGUGCUGGAACUUGCUAGAUAGACAAGUCUGGCCUAGAACUGACAAAGAUUCCCCUGCCUCUGCCUCCAGGAUGCUGGGACAGAAGACGUGUGCCACAAUGCCUGGCCUCUUGACAUUUUCUUAACCCAAAUGCAUACACACACACACAUGCAGGCUGGGCAUGGUGGCACAUGCCUGUAAUUCCAGCACUCAGGUGGGGGAGAGUGAGACAGGAGGAUUACAAAUUUGAAGCUAGCUUGGGCUGCACAGUGAGACCCCGCCAUCAAAGCUCAAAAGAAAAAAAAAAAGGAAAGAAAACCUCUUCUCUAUUCUAUCUGCAGGUACUAACUCAAGCAAAAUAAAAGUAUUUGUAUGAAUUGUUCACACACAUAUAAGGUAUCUGUAAUAGCCCGAGACUAGAGACGAGAUAGCCCAAAUACCCGUCUGCAGAUGACUGAACAAAAUAUGCUAUGUUUAAACAAUGACAAGCAACAUGGCAAUAAGGAAACUUGGCAUGGUGGCGUGUGCCUCUAAUCCCAACACUUGGGAAGCAGAGCAAGUUCAAAGACUGCCAGGGUUACACAGAAAAACCCUGUCUCCAAAAUAAAUAAAUCAAAAUAAAAGAUAGGCACUGGUGAUGUGAGGGAGAGGGUCAGGAACUCAAGGUAAUUAUCACAUAUAUGUUGACUUUCUUUGUGUUUGUUUGUUUUUUGAGACAGGGUUUCUCCGUGUAACAGCCCUAGCUGUCCUGGAACUAGCUCUUGUAGACUAGGCUGGCCUCGAAUUUACAGAGAUCUGCCUGCCUCUGCCUCCCGAGUGCUGGGAUUAAAGGUGCGCACGGCCACCACCACCUGGUUUAUAUAUAUGGACUUUGAUGCUAGCCUGGACUACAUGAUACUUUGUAACUCUAAAAUGCACAGAUUAUAGUAAGAGGAAACACUGUUACUGCUGUCUGGGUAGUAGUGAGUUGUCUGGGGAGAUGACUGAGUGUUGGAAGAGGGGAAGGCAGAAAAGGUUACAAAGUGGUAUGAAGAAAAACAUGUUUUGUUGAUUUCGUAGGUAUAGUCAUAUAUCUAGAAAGAUAACCCAAGUUUUUUCACUUAAAUGCUAUAUUCGUGAUUUACUAGGUUAGUUUUAUUAUUCUGGCUAUAAAACAUUGUUCUAGACAGACAUGGUAGCAUUUUAAUCCCAGCACUUGGGAGUUUGAGGCCAACCUGGUGUGCAGAGUGAGUUCCACACCAGCCAGGGCUACAUAGAGAGACCCUGUCUUAAAAAACAAACAAACAAACAAAAAACAACUGCCCUCGGUUUGGAGAAUUGGCUCAACAUUUAAGAGAAAUAGUUGGUAUUCCAGAAGAUCUAGGUUGGAUUUCUAGCACCCAUGUGGUGGCUCACAACCAUCUGUAAGGAUAGUCUCAGGGAUUCUGAUGUUCUUUUCAGGCCUCCGGGGGCUCCAGUCAUACACACACACACACACAGAGUUUUUCAGGUUAGGUUUCCCACAUCAUACUUUUUAAAAAAUAUUUUUAUUUAACUUUAUUUUAUGUGCAUUGGUGUGAAGGUGUCAGAUCCCCUGCAACUGGAUCUUCAGACAGUUGUGAGCUGCCAUGUGGGUGCUGGGAAUUGAACCCGGGUCCUCUGGAAGAACAGUCAGUGCUCUUAACUACAGAGCCAUCUCUCCAUCCCCCACAUAAUACUUUGAGACAGUGACAAAGUCCAACUCAGCAGUCUUGGUGGGUUGAAUACCCAGUGUGCCCCAAGCUGUGAUGUCACUUCAGCCCUUGCCUUCAGUACGAUCUGGGAGCACUCAGGUGAAGACCUAUGAAGAGACAGUAGCUUUUGUUUUGCUUUGCUUUAGAGAUAGAGAUCAGGUAGCCUAGACUGGCCUCAAAUUCUCUGUAGCUGAGAUUAACCCUGAACUGAUUCUCCUGUGCCCAUGACCUAAAUACUGAGAUUAUAGGCAUGUACCAUCCUACCCAGUUUGGGACAGGUCUAUGCAUAGUAAAAGAUGGGAUGAAGAUGGAUGGUAGAACUCUUGUUCAGCAUGUGUAAGGCCCUAGGUUUCAUGUAUGUGUGUAUGUAUGUGUGUGUGUAUGUAUGUAUGUAUUAUGUAUGUACGUAAGCAUUUAUACAUGAACUCCUUGAGGGCUCAGAUUCUAUAAGCAGAGCAUAUAGCUCCAGAAAGAACAAUCAGAAACACAUGGGCAGGUUGAAUGUGGUGUUGGGGGCAAAGGACAGUGGGGUGAGGAAGCAGGAGGGGAAGGCUUUCUGAAAGAAGGGCAUCAGUUCUACUCAGUCAGUGACUAAGGUGACUGAGCUAUAGCUGGGCGAGCAGGGCAGGUGUCUACUAAAGAGACAACAGAUGGGAGCAGCUUGUGCACCACAGAAAAAGGCAUGGGAUGAGCAGGUAUGUAGCUGUUCAGCCAAGUUCCAAGACAGAGCAGAGAGGGGAGAGGUUGGUGUCAAGACAGUAAUGCCUUGGCUGUGCUGGGAUUAAAGGUGUGCACCACCACCACCCAGCUCAAUCCUUAUUCUCAAAUGACUGCCCAGUUUCACUUUGACAUUCUCAGUUUGGUAAAGAUUCCUUGGACAUUGAUAACUAUUCCUUGGUCCCACAUACAGGUUUUUUUUUUUAAAUUUCGUUUUGCUUUCGUUGUUUAGACAAAUUCUCUCUACCAGCCAGGUGGUGUGGUACCUGCCUUUAAUUCCAGCACUUGGGAGGCAGAGACAGGCAGAUCUCUGUGAAUUUCAGGUCAGCCUGAUCUACAUAGGGAGUUCCAGGGCAGAGCUAUACAUUGAGACUGUCUCAAAAUACCAGAAACAAAACACAACAACAACAACAAAAAAAAACCCCAACCAACCAAAAGCCCAAAACAAACAAUCAAAAAGGUACACCAUUCCUAGCAAUGGGAUCUUAAAACAGUAAAUAUUGCAAAAGUGGGGAACGUGUCUUCAUUCAUGCCUCAAGCCCCAAAGUCUGACAAAACAAAUGAAUGCUUCUUCCUUUCUUCCCUGGGGUUUUUUAGGGUUUCUGUGUAGCCCUGGCUGUUCUGAGUUAAAGUACUGGGAUUAAAGGCAUGCACUGUCACCUGGCUCACGUGAUUCUUUAUACUGUCCCCUUGACCGCAUCAGAGAGGCCCUUAAGGAUAUUUGGCACCUGGUUUUAACAGAGUCCCAGACUUUAGCACUGACUGUUGGCAUGCUAGACACCAUUCUGCCCUUAAACCUCGCACAUGGGCCCCGAUACCUACCAAAAUAGAAACAAAGACGUGUUCCAUAGUUCCAGAAGAGUCCCUAAGAAAAAGUCCCUAAAUGUACUAAUCUUGCUUUUUGGCUUCUGUAGUUCUGCUUCUUGAUAACUGAAAUGUGCCAAACAAGAUAUGUGUUUUGUACA
Molecule: messenger RNA, 8131 nt
Organism: Microtus oregoni (creeping vole)
Lineage: Eukaryota; Metazoa; Chordata; Mammalia; Rodentia; Cricetidae
Product: fibronectin type III domain-containing protein 10-like
Exons: 2
Coding region: 157-828 (223 amino acids)
Source: RefSeq, a predicted model, not a curated record